CCCACCUACUUCUCUGCAUCUCAAUAUCUCCAUCCGUCAAUCGAUCCUUUCAUUGCCUUUUCUUCCCCAGUUGAGAAACUGCCAUGUCUUCUCCCACUCUCCUUACACCAACCACCAAACCCAAGCCACCACCACUUGCUCUCCUCCGAUCCAAAUCCACCACUACAUCCGCAUGCCCUUCCAAUGGCCGCACAACAACGAUCCCCCAAUUGGGUCGCCGAGAAUUUGUUGCAUUCACCGCCGGAGUUCUGUCCCCAGCACUGCUUUCUCCGGUAUCUUCAGCAGCAGCCGCUUCAGAUGAAGAAUAUAUAAAGGAAACUGAGGAAGUGAUCAACAAGAUCAGAACAACCAUCAGCUUGAACAAAACGGAUCCUAAUGUAGCUGCAGCCGUGGCUGACCUCAGAGAUUCCUCAAAUUCAUGGGUGGCCAAGUAUAGGAGAGAGAAGGCGUUGUUGGGUCGGCCUUCUUUCAGAGACAUCUACUCGGCGCUCAAUGCAGUCUCUGGGCAUUAUAUUAGUUUUGGCCCCACGGCUCCGAUUCCGGCAAAGCGCAAAGCCAGGAUCUUAGAAGAGAUGGACACAGCAGAGAAGAACUUACUGAGGGGAAGAUAAUUAAGAAGCUGCUGCUACUCAGACCUUCAUGGUGCGAAUUGUUUUGCAUUCCCCUCGUUUUACUUUUUGUUUCAACUUUUACUUUGUGGAGUUUGAAAAUACAAAUGAAAAGUGAACGUACAUUUUGAUUUUUGAGUAGUGAGAGAUGAGAAAUUAAUGGAACUUCGGUACAAAAAUUCAAUGGUCACAGCUGGUCACAGAUGAGAAAUUAAUGUAGUUUUCUUUGGACUCCAGGAGUCAAUUUGGAAUUUAAUUAAUUCUGCUUCUGCCUCAA
This is a messenger RNA of Nelumbo nucifera (sacred lotus), 885 nucleotides long. RefSeq names its product photosystem II family protein (gene PSB27). The record is from RefSeq and is a predicted model, not a curated record. Lineage: Eukaryota; Viridiplantae; Streptophyta; Magnoliopsida; Proteales; Nelumbonaceae. Gene Ontology annotation, cellular component: photosystem II; chloroplast thylakoid lumen. Gene Ontology annotation, biological process: photosystem II assembly; photosystem II repair.